Molecule: messenger RNA, 1152 nt
Organism: Pogonomyrmex barbatus (red harvester ant)
Lineage: Eukaryota; Metazoa; Arthropoda; Insecta; Hymenoptera; Formicidae
Gene: Arl1
Product: ADP ribosylation factor-like 1
Molecular function (GO): GTP binding; GTPase activity
Source: RefSeq, a predicted model, not a curated record
AGCUCUGAGAGCAAACCGAUUGAAGUAGGUCGUAUACCGUGGAUGUAAAGUGAAGGAGGGUUUUGCGGCCCGGUUACUUGGCACGUUUAUGGUUAUCAGAUUUGACAAUAAACAUCGGACCGCUCUGCAUGAUUUGGAGUUAACGAUACGUCAACAUGGGUGGGUUGCUCAGUUAUUUCCGUAACCUGCUCGGCAGCCGCGAGAUGCGGAUUUUGAUCCUGGGCUUGGAUGGUGCCGGCAAAACUACGAUUUUGUACAGGUUACAGGUAGGCGAAGUGGUAACUACAAUACCAACAAUAGGGUUCAAUGUAGAACAAGUUACUUAUAAAAAUUUAAAGUUCCAAGUUUGGGAUCUGGGUGGUCAGACGAGUAUACGGCCAUAUUGGAGGUGUUAUUAUUCCAAUACAGAUGCGAUAAUUUAUGUGGUAGAUUCAGCAGACAGAGAUAGAAUAGGCAUAUCAAAGGACGAAUUAAUUCUCAUGUUACAAGAAGAAGAGUUACAAGGCGCGAUCUUGGUGGUGCUGGCGAACAAACAAGAUAUGGCGGGAUGCCUUAGUGUCGCGGAAGUCCAUCAAGCACUUGGGUUGGACGCUCUCAAAAAUAGAACUUUCCAAAUAUUCAAAACUUCCGCGACAAAAGGCGAAGGGCUUGAUCAAGCCAUGGACUGGUUGUCGAAUGCGCUACAGAGUAGAAAAUGAUCAAUAUUACAUCACAGUUAUUUAUAUUCGAGCCUUACAAGGGGACUAGUCAUACGACUGUCGCUCUGAAUAUGCCGUCGGAUUGCCGCUGGCAUGCGAUGUUUUGUUUAUUUAUUAUAAUAAUUAUAUUUUAAAUAUUCUUUCUUUACAAUCUACAGCGAGAUUAUUUGAGGAACCAUUGUACUUUUUCAUAACGCCGAACAUGUAAUGAUAAGAAAAUCGUUUUAUCUUUCUAUAUAAGCGAUUUAAAAUAAACUUAGAGAAUUUUUUCGACUUAGACUUUGUGCACUAAUAGGUACAUCAUAUAUCGCUAUAACUUUGUUAAUAAUUGUUUGAUUAAAAUAAUUGAUUUGCUUAAUUCAUUUGAUAUUAAUACGGAUAUCGAAUUACAAAUUAUUUGUAAUGGGAACACAAGUAUAUUGAUCAAAUAUACAUCUCGAUUACCAAACAAAAA